Molecule: messenger RNA, 4325 nt
Organism: Polyodon spathula (Mississippi paddlefish)
Lineage: Eukaryota; Metazoa; Chordata; Actinopteri; Acipenseriformes; Polyodontidae
Product: G-protein coupled receptor family C group 5 member C-like
Exons: 4
Coding region: 370-1695 (441 amino acids)
Biological process (GO): visual perception; G protein-coupled receptor signaling pathway
Cellular component (GO): plasma membrane; signaling receptor complex; extracellular exosome
Molecular function (GO): G protein-coupled receptor activity; sevenless binding; protein kinase activator activity
Source: RefSeq, a predicted model, not a curated record
GGGAGAGUUGGUACCACAAAUGCACUGAACAGUACAGAGGGAGCAAGACGGGCAGUGAAGCACUAACAGAACACUGGCACUAGUGGACUUUUAAAAGCAGAAAGCUAGAGAGAGGUUGACACUAAAAAGAGUUGGAAAAAGUAUCUACCUGCGACUAAGAGAGGCGCGACUGACACACACACACAAAAAAAACUAAACUCGAAUCAGUAUCUCUGAUUAGUUGGUCAGUGCAACGUUUUUCCAUUUUAAACAAGGACCCCUCUGGAGUAUCGGUAAGUCGGAGAACAGACUGUCUCCAAACCAAGGACCUGCGUGCUAACAUUUAAACCUGCUCCUACCCAAAACUACUUAGACGUUGGGAGUAUCAAUAUGGCCACUGCACUACCCCAGCACUUCCUUCUGGUAGCGCUGCUGUUCCUCUGCCAGUGGUCUGCACCGGUGGUCAGGGCUCAGACCAGCCCAUCCCCUCCGUCUGGCUGCGGCCAAAACAUGAACCCCCUCUACUACAACCUGUGUGACCUGUCUGCGGCCUGGGGGGUGGUGCUGGAGGCAUUCGCCGGGGCGGGCGUGGUGGGCACCUUCGUGGUAAUUAUUGUGCUAGUGGCAAACUUGCCCUUUGUCACGGAUGGGAAGAAGAAGAGCGUGGUGGGGCUGCAGGUGGGAUUCCUGCUGUGCACGCUGGGGCUGUUCGCCCUCACGUUCGACUUCAUUGUCAAGCCCAACUUCUCCACCUGUGCCUCCAGGCGCUUCCUCUUUGGUGUCUUGUUUGCCGGCUGCUUCUCCUGCCUGCUGGUGCACAGCAUCCGCCUGAACCUGCUUGUGCGGAAGGACGAUGGUCCGCGGGGAUGGGUGUUGUGCCUGGGCGCCCUAGCUCUCUGGCUGGUGGAAGUCAUAAUCAACAUGGAGUGGCUGAUCAUAACCAUAGUCCGCAAUGCCCCAAGCACCACCGUUGUGGGGGACCCGUGCUCCUUUGCCAACAUGGAUUUCGUCAUGGCGCUCAUCUACGUGAUGGUCCUCUUGUUGGCCACGCUAGUGUCCAGCGUUUCUGCCCAGAUGGGCAAGCACAAGCGCUGGAGGAAGCACGGCAUCUUCAUCCUGCUGACGGCCCUCCUGUCUAUAGGCAUGUGGGUGGCGUGGAUUGUGAUGUAUGUUUUUGGGAACAGCAGGGUGGGGAGCUCUCUCUGGGACGACCCCACACUGGCCAUCGCGCUGGUCUCCAAUGCCUGGACCUUCCUUAUCUUGUACAUCAUCCCUGAGCUCUGCCUGCUCACCAAGGAGCCGGAGGCACAGCCGAGCUACCGAGGCGACCUGUACCCCACCAGAGGGGUGGGCUACGAGACCAUCCUCAAGGAACAGACGUCCCAGAGCAUGUUCGUGGAAAACAAAGCUUUCUCCAUGGAUGAACCAAGCACAGCUAACAAGCCUGUGUCCCCGUACUGUGGUUACAACGGGCAGAAUCGCAGCUGUGUGUACCAACCCACAGAGCUCGCACUGAUCAGUAAAGGCCCUGAACAUCACUCGGAAAUGCAGUACGAAGUGGCUAUCCCACGGGCAAGUGUAAUCUCCCAGCCGGCAAGCAGCAACAACUCCACGGUCCGAGCCGAAGACGCUGUCUCCACAGCAGGGCAACAGAGGAACGGAAGCGUACGUGAACUGAACAAACACUCACCUCUCCACUGCUUCGGUGUCACCUGACUGUCACCUCCUCUCUCUCUUUCUCUCGUUCUCUUGCUUACCCAGACCCCACAAAAAGGCUCUUGUUAGCCAAAAAGCUAUUGACGUCAUUCCUGUUCACUUGUACAAAGAACUUAAAUGUCUGUUUAGCAUGUAGUUAUGCAGUACAAUUUCUGGAUAUUCUUUACAUUGUUAAUGGAUAAAUAUUUAUCUGAUGCCAGUGUGCAAAACAACAUGUUGAAUAGAUGUAAUAGAUACGGCUACAUUCUCGAAAGACAUUUAUGUUUUUUUCAACGUUCUCUUGUAAAGAGGAACCGUGACUGAGCUACACAAAGCCUUUUUUAACCUCAUCUCAACACUUCACUUCCUGUCACAUGGGACUUCAUUGCUCCCUCAUAAACUUCUAUUACAGUGCAAAACUUUUAAAUGGUUCCACCUUUUCACUUUGACAAGCACCUAGUAAAUCUGCCUGACGGGAAUUCUUUAGAAUAUGUCUUUAUGUAGGCCUUUGUUUUAUUAUGUAUUAAUUUCUGAUUUCCAUUAAACCAUUGCAAUAUAAAAAAUAACAUGCCUGUAAAACUCACUAUUUAUUUUUUUUUUUUUUUAAGGGAAACGGCUUUUAUUCCAAAUCGCUUUGGUAAACAUCCCUCAGACUUCUCAACCUUUUCCAGUGAUGCAAAGACUCCCAGCUGACCCCAUAAAACUAAGACUUUUUUUUUCUUUUUUUGGUUGUUCCCUUCACUGCUAGCCAAGCUUCAGGGUUGAUGGCAGAUUCCUCUACCGAUACAGAGAGGGAGCGAGAGCGCAGUGUCCUAGCUCCUCACUCUCUCACUACAGCCUCACACAGGAGGAGGCAAGGUGUCCUUGGGGAUCAUCUCAAAGGCUGUGCCUCUCCAUGCUCUCUGUCAGCCUCGCACCAGCCUGGCUUCGGUAUGAACAGCUAUAACAAACCCCACGGACAAAGGCGCUUUUUUUUAUUAUCAAAAUGUUAAUCCUAAUGUGACAAAAAAAAAAAAGUUAAUGAUAUUUCGACUGGGAUUUAUCUUUUGUGAAAAAAAGAACAGAUGUGGCAGGUAUAAACAAACCCCCACCACCUUCCUUUUCUCCCCUUCUCUCCUUGCUGACCGUUGAAUUUUUUUUUCUUUUUUUUUUUGCUGCUGGUUUGGACUGUGCAGAUAGUGUGACUCCUACAGCCAGACAAAGAGGAGGAGGUGCAGUGUUUUAAUAACUCAAUAACUAGGACUCGAAGCAGCUUGCUGUUCUAGAUGCGAUCUGCACCCACAUGCAGCAGUAAAGCUUCCGUGAAUCCACCAGUACAGAACCAAGACAAAAAAUUCAGAAAGCCAAGUUGGCUGCAUCAAUAAUGCAAGCACACUUAGUGCUCCCCGAGCAUAGAAUAUACACAGGGUUCAAAUAACGCCUAACCAGCUGUACUAAAAUGCAUCUUCAGCUAAAAAACAAAGUCAUCAUUGCUCUCCAGAUGCCCAGAAUAUGGCUGUCACUUUAGCAGCAGUCGCAAACAAUCCAUGGGACCUGUGAUCACCAUGAUGUGCCUAAGGGUUUAAUAGUGAGUACUGUCUUCAGUCUCUCCAGCUGUGCACCAGAGAGGGAAUGCCUUACAUUUCAGUUGACUGAAUUUACUGUUUUUGUUUUGUUUCUUCUCAUUUUCUGUUAUUUUAACUAGGCGCUUGCUUCAAUGCAGUGUUUGCAAGAUAGAGGUGGAUGUCAAUUGAAUGUUUUCAGGUUUGUUAAACAAACUGUGACCAUUGUGUUAAACUGGGGGAGUUGUUUUAGCAGGAAAUAAACCAGAAAAUUGUCCCUGAUAUAUAUCUCCAACAGUACAUUUGCAUAAUGGUAUCAGAUAGAGACACAGAGACAUUGUAAGGUGGUAUUGGUAUAUUAUAGCUAAAGAUGGUAUUCCUGGACAAUCAAUGAGAAAAAAUAUAACCUUGCAAUGCCACCUUAAAUCAGGUGUCUCAACACUGACACAUUGGUUUUUUGCAUGAAUUACUCUGCUGAAAAGUUAAUUGAAUUGUGCCCAAAAGUUUAAUGGAAAUUGUAUUACUUAUUUAAAUAUAUGACCAGUACCAGUAGGCUACACUAAUUUUUAAAAUAAUACUGACCUAUAUCUAAAUGUGACAAAUGUGCAUUGAUGUGUUGCAGUUAUCUUUUUUUUUAUGUAAAUUGGCAAGCUUAAUCUCUGAUUGUUGCAAAAUGUCUCUUCGGAGGGAAAGUCUGCUCAGUUUAUUGUGAAGAUAAGUCAUAAAACUUGGGCAGGAGUUAAUUAUGGAAAAUAAAUGUGAUGUUCCACAGCAGUCUGUGAUACAGCGCCCAUUGUGUUGUUUUUAUUUCUAAAUGUCUCUCUUCUACAGCCACAGAACACACCUGUAAUCUACCCACAGUUUGCAAGCAGCUUUAGCUCUGCUCUUGAUUAGGUAAUCCUGGUAUGCUUACUUUGAUUUCUUUCAUUUCUGCAGUAGGACAGCUUGUGGCGAGAGACAAGCACACAAGCCCACCUGUACAAGCCCUGCUACCCUGCACAACUGCUGUCAAGUAAUGCAUACAUUUAUUAUUUUAAUAUGACACCUGUUAUCUCUUUUUUUAUUGAAGAUGGGACCUGAGCUUUUAAUUAAAGUUCAAAUAGUAACGGA